Molecule: messenger RNA, 5408 nt
Organism: Papilio machaon (common yellow swallowtail)
Lineage: Eukaryota; Metazoa; Arthropoda; Insecta; Lepidoptera; Papilionidae
Gene: NFAT
Product: nuclear factor of activated T-cells 5
Exons: 13
Coding region: 422-3694 (1090 amino acids)
Biological process (GO): regulation of transcription by RNA polymerase II
Cellular component (GO): transcription regulator complex
Molecular function (GO): DNA-binding transcription factor activity, RNA polymerase II-specific; transcription factor binding; RNA polymerase II cis-regulatory region sequence-specific DNA binding
Source: RefSeq, a predicted model, not a curated record
UUCAGUUCAGUUUCAAUUUGUUGUUGACUCGUUGAUAUGAUUGUUGGAUCGGUGUCAGUUAACAAGUGGAGUAGACUCACGCAUCAAAUGAAACGAUUAAGCGGUGCGUGCUUUCGUAGAUUGUAUUUAUAAAAUGUUUAAUUGUGUGUUGUAACAAAAUAUCAAGAAAAUAUUUGAGUGCACCUAGUGUUUUGUGAACUUUUUUGAUAUCCAUACAGUUAGAGCUAUUAUUGCAAGACGGUAAGAUAACAAGUUUUUGUGUCGAUUCGAGUGCUUUCAAAUUGACUUUUGACGUCACGUACGGCGACCGAUCGGAUGGCGCCGAAGAUUAUGUAGGAACUGUGUGUUUAUUAUCUUCAGAGAAACGUUUGUUCUGAAAUUGGAUGUUGAAUGGAUCACACGACGUGAGCGUGUUGGAAAUAUGCUUUUGAAAUGCACAGCAGACGGGAGACGGAUCAAAGUGAACGGAGCUCCGGUGGGGCAAGGGAAUGUAGCGAGAGGCAUGAAAAUGACUAUGUCGACGACAGCGACGAUGAGCGCACGGGUCCACAGGAAAGUGAUACAUAAGCGGCCACACCCGGGCAAGUCGGGGCUCCCGGGCAAAAUGUUGCACGCGGGUAAGAUGGCGCACCCGGGCAAGAGUGCGCACAACCCGGGCAAGUUCGCGCACCUCGGCAAACUCGGCAAACUGUCACACUACGCGCACACGCACUCGCUGCGCCCGCCGGAACCGUGCGAGAACAGUAACGACAGCGGGCUCGGUCCGGACCCAGUCAACAGAUGUGCGGACACGACGGAGGAGUGGGACCAUGGUGAGGCGAAGAGGCGGCGCGCGGACGAUCACCCGGUUAAGGUAGAGUGCGACGACGCCAUUGAUGCGUACACGUUCGCGCCCGCUCUCGCACCCGCGCCCGCUCCCGCUCCGCUCGACACGUCGUCCGCUCCGCUGCCCGCUCCCGUGAUUAGAGCGGGGUGCAGUUUAUCUAGUCCAAACAUCUCGGAGAGUCCGGGUAAACGGUUCCAGGAGCCGGCGUACCGGGCCUGCGGGGGCAAGCUGGGCAGCAGCGCCAAGCUCGCUGGCAAGUACGCUGGUGGAGGAAAGCUGGUCGGAGUGGGAGGCAAGCUGAGCGGCAAGUUGGGGGGCAAGUACGGCGGCAAGCUGGCGCAGGCGCUGGCGCGGAGGCGCGCGCUGGCCGCUAUGGCGCACUCGGGUCCGCCCGGCCUCGCUGCGCCACUCUCCAGCCGCUCACGAGACGGCAGCGUCGAGCUGCAGAUCCUCUGCCAGCCCGAAACACAACAUCGAGCGAGAUAUCAGACUGAAGGCAGCCGGGGCGCCGUCAAAGACAACUCUGGGAACGGCUUCCCUAUCGUCAAACUGGUUGGCUACGACAAGCCCGCCGUGCUGCAGGUGUUCAUCGGCACGGACAGCGGGCGCGUUGCUCCCCACAUGUUCUACCAAGCGUGCCGCGUCGCCGGUAAGAACUCGACGCCAUGUCGCGAGCGCAAGGAGGACGGCACCGUGCUCAUAGAGCUGGAUCUAGACCCCAGCAAGAACUGGCAGGUCACCUGCGACUGCGUCGGGAUACUCAAGGAACGUAACGUGGACGUGGAGCACAGGUUCGGGGAGGCUCUGGGGGGCGGGGCUGGUGGUGCAGGGGGAGGACACUCUGCGCGCGGCAAGAAGAAGUCAACGCGCUGCCGCAUGGUGUUCCGCACAGACAUCGUAGACGCCAAUGGACGAACGGAGACGCUGCAAGUCUGCUCCACACAGAUCAUAUGCACUCAACCGCCGGGCGUACCGGAGGUGUGCCGCAAGUCGUUGGUAUCGUGCCCGGCUACUGGUGGCUUAGAGCUGUACCUGCUCGGCAAGAAUUUCCUCAAGGAGACGCGCGUCGUUUUCUGCCAACGUCAGGACGGACACACCACGUGGGAGGAGGAGGUGGUGCCCGACAAGGAGUUCCUACAACAGACGCACCUGGUGUGCUGCGUGCCGCCGUACCUGCGCACGGACAUCUCUGAGCCGGUGACUGUGCAGCUGUUCGUGCGGUCGGGCGGGCGCGCCUCCGAGCCCCACACCUUCCGCUACACGCCCCCCGGCGCCGCCCCCCUCCACUGCACGCUGCACCACACACAAGGAGCCGCCAGCGGAGCACCCUGCGCCGGUGGAGCGGCCGAGGAGCCGCGGCCCGUGCUGGCCUGGGGCGGAGCGCCCGGCAUGAUGCCGCCGCCCGCGCUGCCCGUCCGCCGCCCCUCACUCAUCCUGCCCGACCCGCACUCGCCGCUGGGACUUAAAAGCGAGGUGCCGGACGAGACCAGCCAGCACUCCGCGCCCGAGGAGGGCUCCUGCGGCGCCGAGGGACCCGAGUCGCUGCGUCCCGCCCACGGCACCCACAGCGCCCACACCGCACCCCUCGCCGGCAUCGACCUGCGCCUCAAGACGGAGGCCGCCCGGGACUCCGCCAACCAGGUGGGCUUCGUGGGCGCGUAUGAGUCCAUGAAGCUGUCGCCGGGCACGCCCACGCCGAGCCAGCCGCCCUCCCCCCUCGCCACCUUCACGCAGCAGCUGCAGGCCAUCCAGAACCAGGUGCAGACCGACAAGAUGGUCGAGUCCGUCACCGCCGCCAUAUUCAACUCGGACGGCGGCGGACAGAUAUACGUCGACCAACCGAUGAUGCCCAUGGCCUCGAUGGACCCCAUGCGCCAGCUCAUGGCCGCGAAGGGCUCCAUGGACCCGCUCGAGACCAACAUGAAGGUCCUCGGGCCGGAGCUGAUGAUGCGGGACUCGAGCCUGCAGGCGUCCGUGAUGCAGCCGACAACCGAGCAGCGCAUGAUCGUCUACAACCAGAUGCAGACCGACCGGACCGAGGAGACCUUCAACCCCUUCGGCGUCCUCACAAAGAUGGAACUCGGCUCGUCGCAGAUCGAGCGGCGGCUGGCGCAGCAAAGCGCGCACAUGGAGGCCCUCGUCGAGGACGCCAUGAAGGCGACGGCGGCCAUCCUGCCCGCAGACGCCGCCAAGCUCGACGAGCUGGUCAACUCCCGCGUCGACGACCAUCUGUCGGGCACCAACUCGCCCUCCUCCGCCUCGCACGCCUCCGACGUGCUGCUGAGUCCCAACGCGGCCGUGGUGAGCCGCGCCCAGGGCGCCGACCUGCUGCAGCCCAUGUCGCAGUCGGCCAUCUCGCCCGACGUCAUCCUCAACCCGCAGGUGUCGCCGAGCUUGCUGUGCGACAACAACCAGCGCAUGGUGCUGCCGGCGGGCGGCGCGCAGGACGACCUCAUGAUGAUCCCCGACAUACCGACCUCGGUGAAGACGCCGCCGGCCGCCGUCAAGUCCAUGAUCCUGAACGCGGCCGCGGAGAUCCUCACCUCGGACACGACCAUGAACGCGCUGGUGACGUCGGCCAUCAACACGGCCAACAUCCUGAGCACGGAGAGCGCGGCGGGCGGCGGGGGGCUGCCGGCGGGCGCGGCGGACACGCAGCCCCCCGCCGAGCCCGCCGCGGAGACUCCGCUGGAGGCGAUGUCGCAGGCGGUGUCGCAGGCGGUGACGCAGGCGGUGUCGCAGGCGGUGUCGCACGCGGUGUCGCAGGCGGUGUCGCAGGAGAUGUCGGGCCCGGUGCAGGGUCUCACCGACAUGAGCGACCAGGACCUGCUCUCCUACAUCAACCCCAGCACCUUCGACCAGGUGUGAGCGAGCGCGCUCCGGCUAGUGAGAGCGGGACAGCGAGCGCCGCGCAAUGCAUUUCUUACUAAAUUGUUGUUAAGGGCUCAAAAGCAGUUUUUAUGUGAAUUUUUAAUGGAUGGAUGUAUCCGUUAGUUGUUAAAAGUAUACGUAGAAAAAAAAUUAUAAUCUCUAAAUAAAAUACGUGUGAUUUGAUGAAUGGUUCCAAAUGAAUGUGAUGAUUUUUUUUUUAAUAUAAUUAUUUUACCGCAUGUAACAAAGUGCGUUUUGAUACGUCAAUUACACCUUAUGUGACAGUAUUACGGAGAUAAUGAUAAAUUACGAUACAGAAUACAGUUACGUCUUUUUAUAUGAUGUAUACAAUUUACAAUAUGUAUACAUUCGAAUACAGUCGAACUUUUAUAAGUGAAAAAUGUCUAUAAACGAGAGUCAUAAUCCUGAUGACUUCCAUGAACAAGAAACUACUUUAAAAUAUCGCUUCAUAGACUCUCACUUAUCAAGGUUCGACUGUACCUUCGAUUCUAUUGAAGUUAUUAGUGUUUUGCAACACCCUGUGUACACAGAAACGUAUGUAUUUUCAAUUAAUGUGAUGUAACUCAUUGUAUAUGAACUCUGAGAUGUAUUCUCAUAUCAGUUUUUUUUUUAAUUCGAAUUUUAUUAUAAUGUACAUAUAUUAAGUAAGCUUUAUAUUUAUGUUAUUUUUAUGAUAUAAAGUGUGGUGUCGGUCUUACUGAUAUCCUGAUGUUUAUUGUCUAAUUAAAUAUUUGAAAUUAAGAUUAAUGCGAUUAAAAUGUCGCUUAUUGUAGUUUUUUCUUUAAAACAAAUCAGCUUUUAUAUAGUUAUUAAGAUUUUAAAGCCGAUAACGGUGUGAAUAAUAAAGAGGCAAAAAAGUAAGAUUGUCGCCACGCAAAUACUUCCAUUUCUCAUUAAAAUUAUAAUACAAAAUUGUAACCGCUUGGCUUUGACGUAGUUUUUUUUUUAUUAGACAAGUCGAAUAUUGUUCAUGUUACUUGGAAACUGAUAUCGUAAUUGCGUGUCCGGCUCGAAGGACCAAGUGGUUACUGAACGCCAAUCCGGUAUAUACCAUAUUACGGUAGAUUAGAAAAAAAAAACAUUUAGUUGUUAUAUAUAAGGACAACAGUACUGAAAUGUUUAUAAGCAAAGAAUAUAUAAGCUAUGAUUACAUAGAUUUAAAAAUAUGUUACGAAGAUUUUUUUUAUAUACAAAAUUCGGAUGCUAUACAUAUUUAAUGUGCCAUUUAAAAUGAAUUGACGCGAAUUCCGCCCAGGAAAUGAGACUCUACGGGACGCAGCAUCCAGGGGAAAUCCCACCUGCAUUUACAUCCCCUACCCUGACAAACAAUUUAUAAAAAUUUUCAUAUCUGACAAUUUAUUUAUAAACAUUAUGAUCAAACAACUGUUGGACCUAGGUCUUUUGUAUUUUCAGGUCCAACUGAAAGGCAACAGUUUCAAGGUCAAAGACCCGCGUGGUCUCCCCCCCCCCUCCCCCCUUUAUCUCAUGAGUUUUAUCCAAAUUGUACUAACAAUGUUAUUUAAAAUGAAUCAAAGCGAUGCUGUCGUCCCGCAGAACUCACUGCGAGGUAAAAGAGUGGCAUAGACCGAGUGCAGCCGUAACUAAUCUAGGGACCAUAUUUAUUGCUAUAUUAAAUAUAUACAUCAUACAAACAAAAAAAAAACAAUAUUAUAUUCAAAUUUACAACAAA